Messenger RNA from Macrosteles quadrilineatus (aster leafhopper), 962 nucleotides. RefSeq lists its product as uncharacterized. The record is from RefSeq and is a predicted model, not a curated record. The transcript is spliced from 7 exons. Lineage: Eukaryota; Metazoa; Arthropoda; Insecta; Hemiptera; Cicadellidae. The coding region runs from base 243 to 713 and encodes 156 amino acids.
AGUUUGUUAGAGCACUGAUUGGUUUUGUUUCCAUUGUUUUGUUGUUGUCCAUUGUUGUCAUGGUCACUUUCCCUGUUACAGCUGCCAGACCAGUUUUGAAGACUUUGAGGUUGAAAAUGCAUUAGGCUAGUUGGAAAUGGCUUUGGUUUCAACAGUGACAAGAAAAGAAAUGGUUUGCUCAUGAUGAGUCAGUUGUGAUUGUGAAGCUAAACAAGAGAUAACGAUAAAGUAAAAACAGCAAUAUGACUUCAGCUACACCGACACCAGUUUUAAAGACAAACGCACGUGGGUUUUGCGGCUGCUGUUCGCUUCAAGCUGGUGGCAUUUUUACAGGAGUUCUUUCAUCAGUAUACAAUGCAUUACUCAUAUAUUGGUUCAUCUCGUCGAUGGGCCGAGUCCACAGCAGUGAUGAUAACUUUCUGGUUGUAACAGUUUUGCUGGAAGUGUUGAUUUUCCUAGCCUUGGUACACAUUGUGGUCAGUGUUCUUCUCAUCCAUGGAGUUGUUAAGGCAAAACCUGAUCUAGUGAUGCUAUGGGUUGUUGUAUACAUCUCCUCAUGUAUCGUGGUCGGUGGUCUUUUCACCAUAACUCUAGCUUACGUCCUCGACAAGGCUUUUCUCUUCAUCAUAUUCCUCAAUUUUCUGUUCAUUUUUAACGUGAUGAUGACUCUUCGGCUGUACAGGGAAAUGAUUGGAGUGAGAGACUCCGUCUAACAGUGUUAAGAUAAUAAACCUACUGAUCAUUGAGUGAACAACGUGUGAUAAUAAUUAACCUCUAUGACAAUAAGAACGUUAAUUUUAUACUAAAAUAGUCAAAUAGGGUGUUAUUACGAUUUUUAAUUUUGAUUUUCUACCAUAUACUGCUGCAUUCUUUACACUUUUACCAUCACUUAAUUUUAAGUUUAUAUUUUGUCCUAUUGUAAGAUAUUUUUACUGUUUGUAAUAAAAUGAUCUCAGCAUAAA